GAAAUAAUAGGAAAAAUCUGUGGUCCAUUAAGUUUCUAUUUUUCUUUUAGGUUCUAACUAAUUUAUAGGCAUUUUUCAUGGAUGAAAUUCUUUUUUUUAGGAGAAAGAAAUUCAUUAUAUAAAACAACUAUAUGAUGCGUACAUAUAUCUAUAUAUUACUGGAAAAGAAAAACAAGUUACAAAUGAAAAUGGCUAAAGCUGCAAAUGAUUUCGGUUUCAUCACUUGCUUGGUGAUUUUCUUGGUGCUAACAGGAAUAUCAAAUGGAAUGAGAAUGACUCAGAAGGUGUCGUGUAUAGAAGGUCGAACCUUAUGGGCGAGGCGGCAUCUUAAGUUUUUAUAUUGUAGUAGUACUCUAUGUGAAGAUAAUUGCAUUAAUACUGGUGCUUAUAGAAGCGGCACAUGUGACAUUGAGAACGAAGUGGCAAUAUGCAGAUGUCAUCGUUGUAAAAUGAUGAUAUAGUUAUUUAUUUAUCAUCAAUAACUAAAAAGUCAAAAUGACUUUGUAAUAACAUGCAACAAUAUCUUUCAUUAUUAUAAUCCACUAAUAUUAAAAAGUCAAAAAGACCAAA
Arabidopsis lyrata subsp. lyrata is the source of this 570-nucleotide messenger RNA. Its product is annotated as putative defensin-like protein 190. NCBI's taxonomy places the organism in Eukaryota, Viridiplantae, Streptophyta, Magnoliopsida, Brassicales, Brassicaceae. The record is from RefSeq and is a predicted model, not a curated record. The transcript is spliced from 2 exons. Bases 132 to 461 code for a protein of 109 amino acids.